AAUUUGCUCUACAUGUAGCUGUGUAAGCACACUUGUACCCGGGUACACUCCUUUGCUGGCUGCCAUGCACCCGUCGAACUUCGCUCACUGGUCCCUCUCAACAGCCCGCGACCUCACCCUCGAAGCCGCCCGCGACGCCAGCAAUGCCCGCAAGACUUCGACACGACCGCUGCCCUCAGCGCAGCUCAAGAAGCUGCUCGACAGCCGCUCUGAGCGCGAUGUGCUCGAGGGUCUGCGCAGGGUUAUCACUAUGUCCUACCGCCAACCUCCUUCGCAAACACUGCCGUUCUUCUCACACGUGAUCAAGAAUGUCGCAUCGCCGUCACUCACAGUCAAGAAGCUCGUCUACAUAUGCCUGCUCCAGCAUGCCGAACAUGAGCCAGAUACAGCGCUCCUCUCGAUCAACACGAUACAGAAGUCGCUCACGGACCAGAAUCCUCAGCUGCGUGCGCUUGCUCUGCGCGUCAUGUCCGGCAUACGGGUGCCCGUCAUCAGCCAGAUUGUAAGCCUGGGCAUCAAGCGCGGAGCUGGAGACAUGUCGCCCAACGUACGGAGAGCUGCUGCUCUAGCGAUACCGAAGUGCUAUAGAUUAGACCCGAAUACCGAACCGCAGCUUCUCGAAUAUCUCUCGACGUUACUGGGCGACAAGCAGUACUUCGUCACAGGCGCAGCCGUCGCGGCUUUCUUGGAGAUCUGUCCUGACAGGCUGGACUUGAUACAUCCGUACUACCGCUCGCUGGUGCGCAAGCUGGCGGAUAUGGACGAGUGGGGACAAUUGGCUACGCUGCAGCUCAUGAUGGUGUAUUCGCGCAAAUGCUUCCCUAGGCGGACAAGGAAGGUCAAGAAGGCCUCGGCGAACUCGAACACGAACGCGAAGUCCACAAAACCUACGAAAGGGUUCUACGACAGCGAAAGUGAGGAAGAAGAGGACGAGGACGAAGAGGACGAGCAAGACUUCGAGGAGGUUGCUGUUCUCGAUCCUGACCUUGAGCUUCUGCUGAAGAGCUGUCUCUCUCUUCUGCAGUCGCGGAACGCAGCAGUCGUGAUAGCGGUUGCCAGAGCCUAUCUGUACCUGGGCACUCCUGCCUACGUUUCCUUGGCCAUUGGACCUCUAGUAUCUCUUCUGCGAUCAGCUGGAGAUAUUCAGCACAUCGUCCUGUACAACAUUGUGCAAGUCUGCUUGUCACAUCCGGAGCCAUUCGUCAAAUACUACACGCAUUUUUUGGUUCGCUCGAUAGAUGCCCCACACAUCUGGCGACUCAAGCUGGAGCUGCUGACUUUGAUUUUCCCCCACGCUCAACCCAGAUUGCAGAGCUUGAUCCUGGCCGAGCUCAGCCACUUCUCACACUCUGGCAGUCUCGAUCCAGCACUGGUCAAAGAGUCCGUUCGCGCGAUAGGCAGAUGUUCACAAAGCCCUGCCACCAGCCCGCAGACAUCAGCACGGUGCUUGAGACUGCUCCUCAAGCAUAUCGGCUCCGCAGACGCCCACCUCGUAGCUGAAUCCCUCGAAGUCAUUCGACACUUGAUCCAGCGCAAUCCAGAUGCUCACCGUACAACUGUGGUGCGACUAGCAAAGCACCUUGACGCGGCAACCAGCCCACAAGCACGCGCAAGCAUAAUUUGGCUCGUUGGCGAAUUCGCAGGCUUAGACCCAGAGAACAACAUCGCCGCAGACGUCCUCCGCAUCUUAGCAAAAGGUUUCGCCGACGAAGCCGAGCCCGCAAAGCUGCAAAUCAUGCUCCUAGCAGCAAAAGUCUACAUCCACCACCUGCACGCUAAUCCUCCACCCUCUCCUACAAAACAAGAGGAACCCCCCGAACCAAGUGCUUCGGUUCUAGACAUGCCCGAAGAAGAAGGCGGCUUCCGCGACGCCCACCUCGAGAACCCUCCCCCAAUCGAACCCUUACAAAAAGAGUCGCCACACCAGAUCGAAGCACUAUACAGCUACGUCCUCGCCCUGACGCGAUACGACACAUCCUACGACCUGCGCGACCGAGCCCGCGUAUACAAGUCAUUGCUCUCCUUACCAUCAUCAACUCAAUUAGCCUCUUUACUUCUCCUCGCGCCAAAACCAGUCCCACACAUCCCCUCCCCCUCCGAGACACGCAAGAACUACGUACUCGGCUCCGCAUCCCUCGUAAUUGGCGACGAAGGCGGCGUCGGCGGACUACGCGGGUACGAAGACCUGCCACCCUGGGUCAAAGAUGGCAAGGAGCCCGAUCCAUCUCUGCGCGACGAAGCGCCGUCGUCGACCUACGUGUCCGCGCAUGAGGUCGCGAAGAACAUGUCUGCGAGCGAGAGGCUGGAUGCAGCGGCGCAGGUUGACAGCGGGAGGCAGCGGAUGCUGGAGACGAUUCCGAGUUAUAGGACCUCGAAUGGGGUUGGGGGCGUGGAGAAGCCGGCGCAGAAGGAGAAGACGCUUGAUGAUUGGUUGGCGGAGAGUAGUGGAAGUGAGGAGACGGAUGAUGACGAGGAGGAGGAGGAGGAGGAGGAGGAAGAUGAAGAAGAAGAUGAUGAUGAUGAUGAUGAGAGUGAGGAGGAGAGUGAGUAUGAGACGGAGAGUGAGAGUGGAGACGAGAACGAUAGACUCGUGAAGUAGAUAACAAG
This is a messenger RNA of Macroventuria anomochaeta, 2607 nucleotides long. RefSeq names its product ARM repeat-containing protein. The record is from RefSeq and is a predicted model, not a curated record. Gene Ontology annotation, cellular component: AP-3 adaptor complex; membrane coat. The transcript is spliced from 2 exons. Gene Ontology annotation, biological process: intracellular protein transport; vesicle-mediated transport. NCBI's taxonomy places the organism in Eukaryota, Fungi, Ascomycota, Dothideomycetes, Pleosporales, Didymellaceae. The coding region runs from base 65 to 2599 and encodes 844 amino acids.